Stereum hirsutum FP-91666 SS1 is the source of this 1197-nucleotide messenger RNA. RefSeq names its product alpha/beta-hydrolase. Gene Ontology annotation, biological process: epoxide metabolic process. Gene Ontology annotation, molecular function: epoxide hydrolase activity. Bases 1 to 1197 code for a protein of 398 amino acids. The transcript is spliced from 7 exons. NCBI's taxonomy places the organism in Eukaryota, Fungi, Basidiomycota, Agaricomycetes, Russulales, Stereaceae. The record is from RefSeq and is a predicted model, not a curated record.
AUGGCAGAGCAACCUUUUCAGGUCAACGUGUCAGACGCAGAUAUCCAGCUUCUUCACAACAAACUGGAGCUUCAUCGUUUUCCUGACGAGCUAGAGGACGCAGGAUGGGAUUAUGGAGCACCGCUAUCAGACAUCAAACGUCUUGUCGCUAGGUGGAAAGACGGCUACGACUGGAAGAAGUUUGAGGCCAAGCUCAAUCAAUUCCCCAUGUUCACUCGCGACAUUGCGGUCGAGGGGCAUGACACGCUGAACAUCCACUAUAUCCAUCAAAAGUCGACCGUGGCGGGGGCUAUCCCUCUUCUAUUCGUUCACGGGUGGCCAGGCAGUAUCAUCGAGGCUCUCAAAAUUAUACCCAUUUUGACAGCGUCGCAACCCGACCAGCCAAGUUUUCAUUUGGUUGCUUUCAGUCUUCCGGGCUAUGGCUGGUCGGAAGCACCGCACAAGAAAGGGUUCGCCGGCGAAUGCUAUGCGGAGAUUGGCCACAAGUUGAUGCUUUCUCUUGGGUACGAGGAGUAUGUGACGCAAGGGGGAGACUGGGGCAGUUUGAUCACUCGCAUCAUGGCCAGCAAAUAUGGGCAUAAGCAUGUCAAAGCUUGGCACACGAACGUAGCGAUGAUCGCCUCCAAAACUCCUAUCAAGCCCUUACCAGUUCUUCGUCCACCUCCUUACGCCGUACUCCGAGGAGCUUUACAACGUACCCAGCACCUCGUGGCUACAGGACAAGGCUACUUCCACGAGCAGUCGACUCAGCCACAGACGAUCGGAUACUCUCUCGCCGACUCUCCUGUCGGCCUGCUGGCAUGGAUCUACGAGAAGCUGGUCGUCUGGACAGAUGCGUAUGAUUGGGAAGACGACGAAGUCUUGGAUUGGAUCUCGAUCUACUGGUUCUCCCGCGCCGGACCUGCUGCGUCUGUUCGCAUUUACUACGAGAUAGUCAAGACUGGAUUUCUGGGGUCGCUGCCACCAUAUAUAUCCAUCCCUACCGGCCUCUCAUACUUCCCGCAAGAGUUAAUACAGUCUCCCAAAAGCUGGGUCCGCGCUGGGAGCAAUGUCGUCUUCGAGUCCUCCCACAAGCGCGGGGGCCAUUUUGCUGCGUACGAACGACCGGAGGACUUGGCGGGAGACCUACGGAAGAUGUAUGCGAAGGGUGGCCCUGCUUAUAAGGCAGUACCUGCAAAGAGUGGUUAUGAGAACUAG